This is a messenger RNA of Acanthopagrus latus (yellowfin seabream), 3739 nucleotides long. It is a transcript of the gene zdhhc12b, whose product is annotated as zinc finger DHHC-type palmitoyltransferase 12b. The transcript has 5 exons. Gene Ontology annotation, cellular component: endoplasmic reticulum; Golgi apparatus. Bases 553 to 1368 code for a protein of 271 amino acids. Gene Ontology annotation, biological process: peptidyl-L-cysteine S-palmitoylation; protein targeting to membrane. The record is from RefSeq and is a predicted model, not a curated record. Gene Ontology annotation, molecular function: protein-cysteine S-palmitoyltransferase activity. Lineage: Eukaryota; Metazoa; Chordata; Actinopteri; Spariformes; Sparidae.
CCGAGCAUUUAUGUCCCUCCCGGCCACCCUAUCCUGGAUUUUCUCCUCGUGACCGAGGCUGGCCAAUCACAGCUGAGCUGAGACGGUACACAGACGACAACAAAAAAUUAGCAGCUGAACCGUAAACGAAGCGGUCGGUUUCUAUUUCGUUUUUAGCUGUGGAAUCUCACUCAGUGUAGUUAUUCAAUACAACAUAAUGCGCCUAAAUUAGAUAUUGUGUUUAUUAUGUUUGUGGCACUUAAAUGUAACCGUAAUGUUCAGCUCACGCGAAACAAAUGCUGAAGACCACAGGCUAGCGAACACGGUCCGAACCUAACCUAACGGUAACCGUUCGCGCUCUGUAACUUAGACGUUAACAUCAACAAACGUUCUGACACAGCGCCUCUUGAUGCUUCACGAGCGCUGACGUCAACCUCCCUGGUUUGUUUUUGCGCGCUGGAUAUCAGCUCGACAGCAGCCCGCAGCUGACGCCUCACAGCGACUGUCCUGUCAGUGACAGCUGUCAGUCCGACCGCCCGAAGAAUGCAAUGGACGCUCUAACAUGCUAGGACCAUGUUCAAAAAUGUGUUCGGCUCAGGGUUUCUUGUGAGAACAGCUCAUGUGAUUCUGACAUGGGUCAUAACAUUGAUACUCUUCCUACAUGAUACAGAGCUGAGGAAGCAGGAGGAGACAGGCCAGCUCGUCCAGCCCGUGCUCUUCGUCCUGCUGGUGCUGGUGUCGGUGCUGCUCUAUUUCGGAGUUUCCCUGAUGGACCCAGGCUUCAUCCUGUCUGAUGACAGCGAUUUACAGUUCACGCUGGGAGUGACUGAGGAGCAGCAGGACAUGAUCCCACCUACCACCAAGUCCCUGCGGCAGCGCCGCUGUGGCCACUGUCUGCUGCAGCAGCAGCCAAUGAGAUCAAAGCACUGCCAGACGUGUCAGCACUGUGUCCGGCGUUACGACCAUCACUGCCCCUGGAUUGAAAACUGUGUUGGCGAGAAGAACCACCGCUGGUUUGUGCUUUAUCUGGCUGUCCAGCUGCUGGUGCUGCUGUGGGGGCUGCACAUUGCCUGGACGGGGUUCAGUUACGUGCCCACCUGGCAGCUGUGGCUUCAUACCAACGGCGUGCUGCUGGCCGUGGCCGUGCUGCUGGCUCUGCUCUCGCUGAUCGUGCUGCUCCUGCUCGGCUCCCACCUCUACCUGGUUUCUCUCAACACCACCACCUGGGAGUUCAUGUCGCGCCACCGUAUCUCCUACCUCAAGCACUGUGGCGCUGAUGAAAACCCCUUCGACCGCGGCACCUUCCACAACCUUUGGGGUUUCUUCUGCGUGUGGGGCACAGUGGUGUGGGAACAGGUGUACUUCAGGGAGGGCAGCGACCAAGUCUAACAACACACACCAAGUAUUAACAGACUGAAAGGACUGGAUUUCACUCAUGAAGAACUUUUCUGGAUCUGUUGAUCACACACACACUUGACCACAAACUAUAAACUAUCCCUGUGUGCAGUUUACUUUUGUAGAGGCACUGGUGUUGUGCCAUAACAUUUCCCUUCUUUGACAUCUCUCCUGUUGGUUCAGCACCCGCGCUGGCUUAUGUUGGGUUUAUGUUGUCUUGUUAUGGGGGCAAUUCACAGUGUGUUUUGAUGCAGUCAUAAUGCUUUAUGACUACACUCAUAAACACAGUGCUUUUUGAUGCACUUUAUCAACAGCAGAGUUUGCGUGGAGAGAGGACAUGGAGAGAAAAGAUGAACAGAGACACUGACCAACUGGUCACUUUUCAUGUCAACACCAGACGAAACAGAUUUUUUUUUUCCCCCCUGCAGUGACAGUAGAGGGCAUUAAAACAUUGCAGCCAUUUUGCCUCAUUGGGCAGUUUUACAUUAGUUAACAAUUACAAUUUAAAUAUGAACAAACCAAUAACCAAUGCUUUUCCUGCAGUGGCCUGAAUGCAAACCAUGUUCCCUGUCCACAUGGACUUAAUCUGUGUGCUCGCUUGGGCAUGUUUAAAACAUCAAGGCAGACUGCUGCAGAGGCCGUUGUCAUUAGAAUUUGUGUCUUUGCUUCAGACAGACAACUUCUCAUGCCUGUGACUUAUCUUACCUUAUGGCCUGGAGACAGUUUUGCGUAUGAAUUACUACCUAACAGUAGAUCGCUCCCAGUGUUAUAAUCUGUUAAAAUGACAAACAGACUUCAGAUUUUUCUGUCAUUGUAAGAAAAGGAAUAAAAUUAAUGAUUGAAAAUCUUCAGCUAACCAAAACUUAAAGUCAUCAUCAAUACAAAGUUCACUCGACUGAACACAUACAAUGCUAAGUUAUGAUACUCUGUCAACUAUAAUUGCAUACUGUGAGUUCUUACCACUGUUGGCUGCUGAGGUGUGUAUAGGUGUGUAUUGGUAGUCAUAAUGUAUUAAAAGCCACAUCAGUAAACCUCUAGUUUGACUAGUCAAGAGCUUCCAUAAGACAUUUAUAAUUCCUUAUAAGUCACAUUAAUAAUGUCUCACGACUGAUGAUAUGUUGCAUCAGAAAGCAUUAUGUCUGUUUGUGAGAACAAUCAUAAAGCAUUAUGAAUGUACUACAAUACACUAUGACUGCCCCAAAAGGCAGUGUAGAGUCUUCAUAACACCCCUAUAUGUCCUGUUUGUUUGUGGCUCUGGACAGACUAAAAGCUGUCUUGUUGUCCCUAGAAUGAGAGACCUGCUCGUAGUUAGCAUCUCUGUGUAGACAGCAGGUUACCAGCACUACAGCCCUUAUUCUAUCAAUUGUUUACAACCAUUCAAGUAUCGCCACAGUGUCUGAAGGCACUUUACCAUCCAACUUUAAGGCUCUGAGUGAAGCUGGUCUUUGUUUAUGUAUUCACCUCACACCUGUCCCCCUCCAGCAUCUUUCACUAAAUCAAAUAUGGCAGUAAGUACAUGUGUGACGCACCAUGACACAUGGUAAACCUGACUGACUGUUAAUGAACUGUAAAGUUUACUAUUAUUAUCGUCAAGCAUCUGAUUAAAUAUACUUGUUUUAGGUGCAUGUGUAGAUGAUCUAGAUCCACGGUUGCUAUGGUUUCCCCGUCAUACCCCGAUGAACAAGUUUGGAGAUGGUUUUUUUUUUUUUUUAAGAAACUGGUACAUUUGUGGUUUUAGUGUAGACAAUUUCAUUCUGUUCUUGUUUCAUGUGAUUAAUUGCCGAGUCAUAUUUAUUCUGCACAGAGGGUCUACAAGGUCCACUUGCUUUAAAUUUAAUUUAAUUUAGUUAGAUGAAGUGAGAGAAUGACAAAUGACAAUUUUGCUAAUAUCAUAGACAUGAAUAUUUUGAAAUAUGAUGGUGUGAAAAACUGUAUUGUUCCUAUCAUAUAAUCCACAAUGUACAGGAUGCUUUGACUUUCAAAUGACAGCAUUUCAAGCUAUUUUAUAUUGUAUAUCAUUUUUAAACUAUUUUGGAGCAGAAAAUGUCUUUAGAUUUUUGUAUGACUGUUUUAAUGAGUGACUGGAGGAAUAGACAGGUUGAGUGCAAUACUUUGUUUGGUAUUUCCAUUAGUGCUUCUCCUUGUGCAAUUGUACCCUUGUCAGAGAGCAAUAAAUGUGGUAGUACUGUUGGACAACAUGUAGAUUACCUCCAGCUGGACUGAGUCAUUGUCAGUGAGUGCUCUGGUUUCUAUGAAUUAACAUUUAAUUCAUGUUGUGUACUUCUGAAUUAUAUGCAAUACUGUCAUGCAAUGUUUUUUACUACUUUGAAAUGACUGCGUAAUAAAUAAAUCAAUGUUUCAUGAA